AUGUCGCAGACUCCAUAUCUUGGUAGUAAAAUUAGUCUGAUAUCUAAAUUGGACAUUCGAUAUGAAGGUAUCUUGUACACGGUGGACAGCAACGAAUCGACGAUUGCUUUGGCUAAAGGUACGUAAUUGUGUCACAUAAUUAUUUUAAAUUUAGUUCGGUCUUUUGGGACGGAAGACCGGCAUACUGACCAUCCGGUGAAGGCACGAGAUGAAGUGUAUGAAUUCAUUAUAUUCAAGGCGUCCGACAUCAAGGAUUUGGUAGUUUGUGAAGCUGCAAAGGAAGAGAGCAAUUUAGGCGGCUUGGAUUAUGACCCCGCUAUUGUAUCAGUUCAGGCAGCACCCGCUGCUUCGGAAAAUUCGAAACCAUCUUCUUCCUCUGCGAUUAAACGUAAGCCUUUUCCUAGUAAGCUACUGACCUAUAAUGUUCUUGUCUCCUACACCGCUGUCGUUUAGCUCGCCAUAAACUUGAAUCAGAAGUUCCAUCCGGGCUUCCUGCACAAUCUUCGCGUCCAAGAGCUAACGAAACUGGUCGCUACAACCAAAAGAGUGAGUAUCUAUGUAUCGAGUUUAUGUUGUUUAGUUGGAUCAGGGUCUCACCGUCCAAGUUAUAAUCCGCGUGGAAACGGUUUUCAUCGGUUUAAUAAAAAUGUCACUCCCAAAGAGAAGCUGAAGUUUGACAGUGAUUAUGACUUUGAGCGAGCCAACGAACGGUUCAAAGCUCAAAUGGAUAGUCUUACAGCCGAUAUGGGUAAUAAGAUAGUGUUUGAUGGUAAGUCAAGAUUGUUUUUAAACUUUUCUUGUUUAGCCGACGUUGAAGAACGAAAGGAGAAAGAAAACACCGUGGAGUUAAGCCCAUGUUAUGACAAGACUACUUCAUUCUUUGAUAACAUUUCUUGUGAGUCUCAAGAAAAGGCCGACGGCAAGAACAAACGGCCAGAUUGGAGGAAAGAAAGGCAGACCAAUCAGGAAACGUUUGGUCAGUAUGCCGUUAGGAACUACAACAAUCGACCCGGGGGCUACCGCGGUGGCUAUCGUGGCGGCCGCUAUCCGAAUAACAACCACAAUCAGCGCCGCGGUGGUAGUAGAAAUCCUGCCAAUCCUGUGCAAACCAAGAGAUCUGAUGUCUAA
Molecule: messenger RNA, 1128 nt
Organism: Bursaphelenchus xylophilus (pine wood nematode)
Lineage: Eukaryota; Metazoa; Nematoda; Chromadorea; Rhabditida; Aphelenchoididae
Source: the annotation of a GenBank genome assembly